AUGCCUUCCUCCGUCCCCCUACGCCCUAAGGCGAACAACACGCACAAGCCCGAAGCUCCCAUCAGUUAUGACAUCAACAUCCCAUACGUGGAUGUCGACAAGCUCUCCAAAACCAACACUCCCUACCCGGAGUACCUCCCCACGUGGGACCCCGUCUGGUUCGACCCGCUCCCAUACCACGACUACGUGGACCCCGGCCUGCGCGCCGACCCAGCCAAACCCAAUCUUCUCCACGACGGAGUGACAGUCAACCACAUCCAGCCCUCCAUCGGCUCCGUCGUCGAAGGGCUGCAACUCAACCAACUCACAAAUGUCCAAAAGGACGAGCUCGCCCUCCUGAUCUCGGAGCGCAAGGUCCUCGCUUUCCCGAACCAAGACCUGAUCGACGACGGCCCCGCCGCCCAAGAAUCAUUCAUGCGCUACUUUGGCAAACCCAAUUACCAGCCCGUCUCAGGCACAGUGCGCAACCACCCAGCUUUCCACGUCAUUCACCGCGACGGCAACCGCGACGAGAUCGCCCGCUUCCUCGAAGCCCGCACCACCACCACCCUCUGGCACCAGGAUGUCAGCUAUGAGAUCCAGCCGCCGGGCUACGUCAUGCUGGGCCUGCUCCAGGGCCCGGACGUAGGCGGCGACACCGUCUUCGCCGCCACCGACAUGGCCUACAAGCGCCUCUCGCCGACGCUGCGCGCCUUCCUGGAUACGCUGAAGACGGUGCAUACCAGCGCAAAGAUGAUCAACCACACCCGGCUGACGGGUGGGUUGGUGCGCAAGGACCCCGUCGAUACGGUGCAUCCGCUGGUGCGGGUGCACCCGGUCACGGGGGAGAAGUGUCUGUUUGUCAAUGCGGAGUUUAUUACCAAGGUCCAGGGCAUGAAGGAGCCCGAGACGAAGUGGUUGCUGGACUUUUUGAUGAACCACAUCGUGACGGGGCAUGAUUUCCAGGCCCGCGUACGCUGGCAACCGAAGACGAUUGUGAUGUUUGAUAACCGGGCUACUACUCGUGAGUUUCACUCCCUUUUUUUUUUUUGGUCUUUUUUACUUUGCGCACUUUCUUCAUCAAUUAGGGGCGCAGGGGAGAAAAAUCUCAUUGCUAAUUGUUUUGCAGACUCGGCAAUUGUAGACUAUCUGGAUGAGGAGUUCGGGGCGAAGCCAAGGCACAUUUUCCGGCUGAUCGCGCUGGGCGAGAAGCCGAUUCCGGUGUACGACGAGUUUGAGUAA
Molecule: messenger RNA, 1221 nt
Organism: Penicillium chermesinum
Lineage: Eukaryota; Fungi; Ascomycota; Eurotiomycetes; Eurotiales; Aspergillaceae
Product: TauD/TfdA dioxygenase family protein
Exons: 1
Coding region: 1-1221 (406 amino acids)
Cellular component (GO): cytoplasm
Molecular function (GO): 2-oxoglutarate-dependent dioxygenase activity
Source: RefSeq, a predicted model, not a curated record